Darwinula stevensoni is the source of this 1170-nucleotide messenger RNA. NCBI's taxonomy places the organism in Eukaryota, Metazoa, Arthropoda, Ostracoda, Podocopida, Darwinulidae. The record is from the annotation of a GenBank genome assembly.
GUAUACGUUUACUUUAAUCCAGUUCGAAAUUUUGGCAAGGCAAGCGUAUACCUCCGCUUUUCGGAUUGAAUUUGUAACCCCUGUAGGAGUGCAUCCAUCUAAUGUAGGAAGCGAUGUCUUUCAGAUGCUAGGUUUCGUGGCAUAUCCUAUAAAGCGAAUCCUCUUGAAGUAGUCCUUUCUCUUCUCCACUUCCCAAGGAAGUUAUGAAUUCAGUCCGAAAACUGUGAAGCAGCUAUCUUAGGCCAAGUAUCUAUUUACACAACCUGUUACAAUGUUGAUGAUCUUCCCAGAAGAAUGACGAUUUGGAGGCAAGAAGACAAGUACAAAUAACCUUGUGGUUGGUGAUCCCUGCUUGAAGGGUACAUAGAAUGGGCCAGAAAAUUGAGAAACCAUAAAGAAAGAAGGCUCAAGUUGGUGAUCCUACGACUAACAAGGAAGAUAGCCUUCUGGAAGCAAGUACCUGAGGACCCAAGGUGAAAGGCUUGAAUAUGAUGCACUUCAUGCUAUUGUUCAGUCGGCAGGGGAAGAUCAGACUCCAGAAAUGGUAUGUUGCAGUUCUUGACAAAGUCAAGAAGAAAAUCAUGAGGGAGCUGACAACAAUCAUCCUUACCCGACAAUCCAAGAUGUGCUCUUUUAUUGAGUGGAAGGAUCUCAAAAUUGUAUACAAAAGGUAUGCAAGCUUGCAUUUUUGUUGUGCCAUUGACCCAGAUGAGAAUGAGCUCAUGUAUUUGGAGGUCAUCCAUAGAUAUGUGGAACUCUUGGACAGAUACUUUGAAUCUGUUUGUGAGUUGGACAUUAUAUUCAACUUUGAGAAGGCCUACUUCAUCUUGGAUGAGCUAAUUAUGGGUGGAGAGAUCCAGGAGACUAGUAAGAUAGGCAUCAUCAGGUCUAUUGAAGCUCAGGAUGAGCUCCAGCAGGCUGAGACUCCUCAAGGAUUCUUUGAGGAUUAUGGCCUGGGAUAGCAAGUUACCAAAUGAAAGACAACAUUCCAGGUCUGCAUUCCCUUCACAUUUACCUGCCUUCAUUGCCUAAUUGCAAAACUUCAAUCUAUGUAUUUCUUAUACUAUGUGAUCCUGCAUGAUUCCAUGUGAUAGAAAAAUGUCCUCUAUAAAUCAAAAGCAGUAUGUAGAAGCAGUGAUAGCUGACAGUCAAAUAAAUAUUAUUUUCAAA